CGCUGCCUGAUGAGCAUUAUUUCUUAAAUCUUGAUGAGUUACAAAAACAUAAAGAAUUACUUCAAGAACUCGAAAAAUAUGAACCAGCUAUGGAAAAGCUGGAUAAAUCAGGAGGUUACGCAGCAUUCAACAUUCAGUUCUAUUCAAAGAAGCAAGAAUCAACAACAAAUUAUCACUUAGAACAGAACAUGGAAGAUGACACGUCGAACAACGUUCCAACUCUUCCUCGAUUAAGAUCAGGAUCUAGCGCGCUUGCGAAAUUUCUUUCAGUCGAAGAUGACUCGUAUGAUGAACUUACAAACCGA
This is a messenger RNA of Racocetra persica, 305 nucleotides long. NCBI's taxonomy places the organism in Eukaryota, Fungi, Glomeromycota, Glomeromycetes, Diversisporales, Gigasporaceae. The record is from the annotation of a GenBank genome assembly.